This is a messenger RNA of Ustilaginoidea virens, 627 nucleotides long. RefSeq lists its product as uncharacterized. The record is from RefSeq and is a predicted model, not a curated record. Gene Ontology annotation, molecular function: ubiquinone binding. Gene Ontology annotation, cellular component: mitochondrion. The coding region runs from base 1 to 627 and encodes 208 amino acids. Lineage: Eukaryota; Fungi; Ascomycota; Sordariomycetes; Hypocreales; Clavicipitaceae. Gene Ontology annotation, biological process: ubiquinone biosynthetic process; cellular respiration. The transcript has a single exon.
AUGCCCCCCCGACCCGCGAUCCGCCCUCGCCCUCGCCCUCGCCCUUGCCUCUCCAGCCUCCUCCCCGGCGCCUCGCCAACCCGUCGCUCAUUCCUCAGCCUCCCCACCCACACCGCCACGCAAACCAUAACGGCCACGCGAACCCUCCCCUACGCCGCCCAACCGCUCUACAAGCUCAUCGCCGACGUCGACUCCUACUCCGCCUUCGUCCCGUACUGCGCCCGCUCCCGCGUCACCGAGUGGUCUCGGCCCGACGACCAGGGUCGCCAGUGGCCCACGCUGGCUCGUCUCCAUGUAGGCUGGGGUGGCUUCAACGAAGUCUUCACCAGCCGCCUGCGCUGCGUGCCCGGCGUGUCUGUCGAAGCCGUCAGCGGCGACCCAGCUGCCGCCGAUGCCGAGGCCGCUUCUGCCGUGUUUAAGAGCCUCGUCACCAGGUGGCAUCUCAAGUCCGUGUCGCGAGAUCCGUCGUCCCCCAUGACCCAAGUUCAUCUGACUGUCAUGUAUCAAUUCGUCAACCCAAUUUAUGCUGCCCUGAGUGCUGCUGUCUCCGACAAAGUCGGAGGCUUGAUGGUUGAAGCUUUUGAGAAGCGGGCUUCGGAAGAGCUAGGUCAGAUGCCAAGAGUAUGA